UGUCAUCACAUGAGAAGUAAAAAAUUGUGGAAAUAUAUGAGUUUUUACCAAUUUAUUAUUUGAUUAAACUUAUAAUACAGUAAGUAAAGUAAAUUCAUAUUUUUGUGAAAACCUUUUUAUAAACUUUUAUCGAACUCUAAAGAAUUUACCUGUGUGAUUUUUUCUCGAAAAGCUGUAUGAACUUAUCCAAUAAUGCCAAGACUAGUCAAUAUGCAAUAUUUGUUUAGUUUAACUACGUUGUUAAUAUUUUCUUCAAUAAUUUCUACUCAAAGUGCAGCUGAAGAUGUACCUUUAUCGAAACUUAGUCAGCAUAUUGGGACUCCUACUUUAAGAUUUCUAUAUUGUUACUCAUGUGGAUACAAAAAUAUGUUUGAUCAGUAUUCCACCAUAAUAAACCAAAAAUAUCCAGAGAUUCUUGUAGAUGGUGCAAAUUAUGAUCCACCUGGAAUGAACAUGUUAAUGGCAAAGAUGAUAGGAUGGAUAAAAAUGGCGAUAAUUCUGUGUAUAUUGGCCAACAUCAACAUAUUUGAGUAUUUCAAUCAACCUAGACCAGGAUGGUGGAUUUGGUGCGUGGAUAACAAAUUGUAUGCAUGCAUGAUGUUGUUCUUCUUAUGCAAUAUUCUCGAAGGGCAGCUCAUCCAAUCUGGAGCCUUUGAGAUCUCAUUGAAUGAUGUCCCAGUAUGGUCAAAGUUGGAAACGGGACGUAUUCCACAACCAGCAGAGCUGUUCCAGAUCAUCGAUAGUCACAUGCAGUUCGAUACAAAAAUAGAAUACAACAAUUUUGCUAAAUAAUAUUUUGUAACACAUAGGAAACUAGUGGAGAUGUAAGAACUGGAUAUUACGAGUAUCAAAACAGUACAAAGAAUGUUGUAAAUCGUCGAAAAAAAGUUUAUUAGAGUUCCUGUUCAUUUAUAUUGUUAUUUUUUUUAGUAUUUCACAUAUUUCUUUGUACUGUGGAAGCGAGGAUUGAUGCAAAAUGAAUUUAUCAAAAUAUAAAGUUGUGGUGUCCAAUAUUGUAUGAUUGUUAUUUAAUGU
Molecule: messenger RNA, 1035 nt
Organism: Diabrotica balteata
Lineage: Eukaryota; Metazoa; Arthropoda; Insecta; Coleoptera; Chrysomelidae
Source: the annotation of a GenBank genome assembly